CGUAGGUGAGCAAGACCCAGUAAGUAGUUCCGGCUUUGACGAGUUUCAAUAAUGUUGGUAUUUAUUUGUGUUAACAGUAUCGAAGUGGCCAGUACUUGUCCGACCAACUGCCGCCGUGGUCUACUGGUAGAGUUUUCCCGCGCAAUCGAGUCUUGACAGACGGAUUGGAGGGAACGUGACCAUAGACUAUUUUUUGUUUUUUUCUGUACGUUAGCCGCGCAAUCAUUUGAUUGCAGCAAGGAUUGACGUUUCAGUCGCGAUUGUAAAUACCUACCCCGUGUUAGUUUACCGUUUGCAAACCGAGAUCGGUAUUAGAACACUUGUUGAUGUGAAAGUUGGAAAUUGUUGUGAAAAGUGUUUUUUCUGGCAUUAUGAUGGAUGCAGAGAAGAGUUGCUACGACAACGGCGGAUUUGUAAUGACAGAGAAAAAUAUCUGCAUGAACAAGAAUCGCCCAGGCAUGGCGGAGCUCGGAGUGUCGCAGUCCCAGCUAGUUGACAAUGGGCGCAAGUUUCCACAAUACAUCGCAGCUUUGUCAGCGACGCUGGGCGCGCUGGCGGCCGGGUCCAUGCUGGGCUGGUCGUCGCCCGUCGUGUUCGGCAUCACGCAGCCCAACAGCACCGACUACAGCUUCCCCGUGUCCGCCGCGCAGGGCGACUGGGUGGCCUCGCUCAUCAACCUGGGUGCUGCCGCUGUCUGCUUCCCUAUAGGCUUGAUAAUGGACGCUCUAGGCCGAAAAACCACUAUGCUGCUACUCAUAUUACCCUUCACCCUCGGCUGGGUAUUAAUCACCUUCGCGCAGAAUGUAGCCAUGCUGAUGGUCGGCAGGUUCAUUACUGGUAUAGCUGGAGGAGCGUUCUGUGUGACCGCCCCGGCGUACACCAGUGAAAUAGCCCAGGAUUCCAUCCGAGGUUCGCUCGGCAGCUACUUCCAGCUCAUGAUCACGGUGGGAAUCCUGUUCGCUUACGCCGUAGGCAGCUAUACGUCUGUGUUUGUCUUCAAUAUUCUCUGCGGCUGCAUUCCGUUAGUCUUCGGAGCGGUAUUCUUCUUCAUGCCUGAGAGCCCCAAGUUCUUAGUAGUGAAGGGUCGCAACGAGGAGGCCAGAGACGCCCUCAUCUGGCUGCGAGGCGCGGAGUAUGACGUGGACAGUGAACUGAACGAGCUCAAGCAGAAGCAGCAGGAUGCCAUCGACUCGCCCGUCUCCUUCCGCUCCGCCAUCACCAAGAAGUCCGCGAUCAAAGCGCUGGUCAUCUGCUACGCGCUGAUGUUGUUCCAGCAGCUGUCUGGCAUCAACGCCGUCAUCUUCAACACUUCCCAGAUCUUCUCGAGCGCGGGCGCGUCCAUCGAACCCUCCAUCGCCUCCAUCAUCAUCGGGGUCAUUCAAGUUGUUGCCACAUUCACGUCCAGUCUGAUCGUGGACCGCCUCGGCAGGCGGAUUUUACUGCUGUUCUCGGCGCUAGUGAUGUGCCUGUGCUCCACGGCUCUCGGCAUCUUCUUCUUCCUGAGCGACGCGCACGGCCAAGACUCCUCCAUAGUGCAGGCCAUUUCCUGGCUGCCUCUCCUCUCGCUGUCGUUAUUCAUCGUGAGUUUCUCUCUCGGUUUCGGUCCGAUCCCGUGGAUGAUGGCGGGCGAGCUGUGCAUGAUCGACAUCAAGGCGUUCGUGGGCUCCACGGCGGGCACCUUCAACUGGCUGCUCAGCUUCACCGUCACCAGCACCUUCAACUCGCUCAACACCGCCAUCGGCUCCGGACAAGUCUUCUGGCUGUUCGCCUCUAUCAUGGUUUUAGCCUUCUUGUUCAUCUUCUUUAUUGUCCCGGAGACGAAGGGCAAGAGCGUGGACGAGAUCCAGGUGAUCUUGGGCGCCGAGCCGCAGCCACAGAGAAGCGCCGAACAAAAGAAAUAAUAAGGAUAACAGACUGAGCUAGUCUCAAUAAGAAUUUUACUAAAAGACCCGUUCGCGCGGAGUGUUAGCCGUUUUGUAGUGUUUGUAUGCAUGUUUAACUUGUUAUGUCCUCGGUUUCUAGGCAGUAGAUUGAGGUACGAUAGUGCUGCCUGAACUGAGGUCUAUUUAAGUCUAGUCUGAUGCCGCAAAUACUGUGUAGGCUUCACCGCGGAACAUGUAGGUAGUUUUAAAUAUUUAUUGUGUCCUAACCAACUGUUAUACACUUGUUAUAGUUUUUGACCCACUUUUUGAGAUAGAUCAUGGGGCCGCUUAUUUUUGUUUCCACUUACACAAUAUCUAUUAAGCAAAAUUAUAUAUUUAACUAGAAAGAGUAAAUGAAGUAAUGUAAAAGGUAUGAA
Messenger RNA from Plutella xylostella (diamondback moth), 2299 nucleotides. RefSeq names its product solute carrier family 2 member nebulosa (gene nebu). The record is from RefSeq and is a predicted model, not a curated record. Gene Ontology annotation, molecular function: sugar transmembrane transporter activity. Gene Ontology annotation, cellular component: membrane. Gene Ontology annotation, biological process: carbohydrate transport; transmembrane transport. NCBI's taxonomy places the organism in Eukaryota, Metazoa, Arthropoda, Insecta, Lepidoptera, Plutellidae.